CGUACGGCGGAAGGGCAGGUGCAACGCCAGACCCCAGCGGCAGUAUCACAACACCCGUCACCAGCGCGGAGGGGAACGGCUACCGAGGCUGCAGACAGGCCUGCUGAUACGUUUUCGGUCGGAGGAAACACAGCCCUCGGUCUUUGUGUUGCCGGAGAGUCUGCGGGGCCGUCGACAUGACUCUGAACCAGAACCACUCGGAGUCCGGCGGAGUCAUCAUCAACAACAGUGAAGGACCAAGUCACCGCAGUUGACAUGAUUUAAUGGCAUCGGCAGAUUCUUCUAGAACACACGGCAGCGCCAUAGCCAAGCCAUCGCGGCUAACUCAGAACCAGAAAUGAGCUCUGUCACUAAAUGGCAUCGUGUUGAUGAACUAUGAAAACGUGGAGCUGGUUUUCUGUGAUGCAGACAGUCUGCCCGAAGCCUUCCGAAAGAGCAAAAAGGGCAGCAUCUACCUAACUCCAUACAGGGUGAUCUUUCUGGCUAAAGGCCGGGAUGCACUGCAGUCUUUCAUGAUGCCCUUCUACCUGAUGAAGGGCUGUGAGGUCAAGCAACCUGUAUUGGGAGCCAAUUACAUCAAGGGCAACGUCAACGCAGAGCCUGGAGGUGGCUGGGAGGGCAGUGCGUCUUUCAAGCUCGUCUUUGCUGCUGGAGGAGCUAUAGAGUUUGGCCAGUGCAUGCUGCAGGUUGCAGCUCAGGCGUCCAGAGGCCAGCCAGUGACUUCUGGGUUUGUUGGAUGCCCGUACAUGGCCAACGGAGCCUACGCUUACCCUCCUCCCCCUGCUAACGGGAUGUACCCAUCUGGACCCCCCCCUGGCUACUCCUACCCCAACCCUCCUCCUACAGGUGGAUUCUACCCCAGCCCUCCAGCGUUUGAUGCCUCUGCAGGCUACAUACCUCCGCCUCCAUAUUCAGCUCCUGUGGGCCAGCAGCCGCCCCAUGACCCAGACCUCCCCUCCUCAGCAGCGGCGGAGGCCAAAGCAGCUGAGGCAGCAGCAAGUGCCGGAUCUGCCACGCUGCCUCCUACACAUGUGUACCUGCCACAGGACAAGCCUCCUCCGUACUCCCCUCCAGAGGAGAAGAAGAACCAGUAGACUGGCUUGAUCCUGUAUCCUCUAUCCUACUGGAUCACCUUGUUUCUCAUUCAAUUAACUGGGCAUCAAGAAGGCCAAAGUUUCCUUUUUUUAACAUUAUCCCCCCUUUCUCUUUUUCCUAUUCCUCUUCCAAUGCAUCCCCUUCGGUCUUACCCCUCUCAUUCCAUUGCUUUCCCACCUUAGCCUAAACCUUUUACAUUCCUUUUAAUAAUUCAUUUAUUAUAAUCAGUUUUAUUCUCCUGGGAAGCACCUUUUAUCUGAUGGAAAUUAGAAGUUUUAGUAGCAAUCUUUGAGAGAGAACAGAGGAAGUUUGUUCAGGCCAAAGGGGGGUCAGGAUUUUUGGGGUUUUUUUCAAUGUAGUUGAUGAAAACUUUGCAACCUGACCAGCUAUUUUAGCAACUUUUGCCUUGUAGGUGUCCCCAGAAUCAUACUGCCACCCUUAACUUUAGAUUCAGCUAUGCUGUGAAACUUACUUUUCAUUUUCUAUGACUGUCUAUUAAACUAGACUCAAUCUAAUGAUGUUGUUAAUUACUUUGCUAACCAAUCCAGAGGUAAGCUGAAUGCAGUCUUUUAUUUUUCUAUCAUUUGUGUGUACAGGCUUUUAAUACGUAGACUUUUCAAAUGAGAUAUUUUCUCAAGAACACUAACCUAUAGAAAAACUAGCUUUUGUAAAGAGAGCAGCUUGCAGGGUGGCCUGAUCUGCUUUGACAUGUUGUAGUGGAUGAGAGGACGACAAAGAUUACAGCAGCGUCGAGCCCCGGCAGUGAAUCCCUGAUCCUGGAUUAGAUUAGAGAGUGAGGGCGGCCAGGACCCGGGGGGGGGGCGUCGGCGUCGGCGGCGUACUGCCGGGAGGGAUUAUCUUUAUUAUGUGCAAGAGCAGAGCAGUCACCCAAUGACAUCACUUCCUGUUUUGUCAUGCCUCUGAACAUUCGAGAAAACACAUGAUCGGAUUCACUGCCAGCCUGCUUCACCAUUCAUUCUACUGACAUACAUUUUAAACAUUAUAAAUGGACCAUUAGAGGAUUUUUCAGUGUUUCUACUUUCCGUGGUUGUGAUCUUUAGUCUCCAGUUCGAGGUCAGUCUCUGAGUCUGAUCUGAGCACCUCAGUAUCUGAGCCUCUGCUCUUCCUUCCUCUGUGGUCACUGUCCUAUAUACUGUAUCUGUGGCACAUCUGUGGCUGAUUCUUUGCACUAUCAGAAUGCUAUGCAUUGGGCUCCCGUUUGCUCUGUCAUGGCUGUGUAUUAUAAUAAUAAUAAUAAAGCUGUAUUUAUUUCAAACAAAUUUAUUGAAUAAUUAAUGUAAAAUGGCUCAAGUAAGAAAACAAAGCAUGAUCUCAGUUAAUGCAUGUAUGCAUUGGAUUGGAUUUUAUUAAAUGGAUCUUGAUUCAUGUGGAA
Molecule: messenger RNA, 2488 nt
Organism: Xiphias gladius (swordfish)
Lineage: Eukaryota; Metazoa; Chordata; Actinopteri; Istiophoriformes; Xiphiidae
Gene: wbp2
Product: WW domain binding protein 2
Exons: 9
Coding region: 369-1094 (241 amino acids)
Biological process (GO): positive regulation of DNA-templated transcription
Cellular component (GO): nucleus
Molecular function (GO): chromatin DNA binding; transcription coactivator activity
Source: RefSeq, a predicted model, not a curated record